AUGAGAGAUCUUUUUAUUAUCGCCCCAUAUGUAAUUACAGUCGUUGCCAUAAUUGCCGGAUCCGAGCAAGGUUCUUAUGUCAAUCCAAAUCCAAGGUUAUUUGAAAAUUGUGAUGUACAAGAUUUGGUUCAGCUAUCUGCGUGCUGCAACGAUGUUUUAAAUAAACUCGACGAUUGUAAAGCUAAUGACUUAGCCUGUGAAUGCUGUGCAUUACAAUCUAUGAAGAAGGAAUGUUAUGGCUUGUGCCCAGGAAAUCCUUCUAAUAAUUUUUUGACAGCAUUGUUUGAUGACUGUGCCAGUCUAAGUGAUAUCAAUGCAUGUAGUUUACCAUUUAGAAAAGAUGACAGCGUGCCAAUGGAAAAGAAUGGAAAUGAAAAGGUGGAAGAAGGUGAGGAUGAAGAGCCUACCAUACUUAAAUCUAAGGUUUCGAAUAAUGCAGAAGGGAAAAAAGAAUCUCAGGAGUCAAAAUCUGAAAAUGAAACAGUUGUAGAAGAUUUUGCGAACGAUUCCACUAUAUCCAAUACUCCAAGUGCUUCAUUAGCUCCUGCCUUGACUAAUAUUACAGAUUUGUAUAAUACUACAAAAGUUGCUAAAAAGGCUGACUCCGAAAGCUCUGCUGUAUCUAUUGGCUUUAAAUUAAGUUUAGUGAGCAUACUAUGCAUAUUGGCCGCUUCAAUUCAUAUAUUAACUUAA
Molecule: messenger RNA, 693 nt
Organism: Dujonia railenensis
Lineage: Eukaryota; Fungi; Ascomycota; Pichiomycetes; Serinales; Debaryomycetaceae
Source: the annotation of a GenBank genome assembly